AUGAAUAAAGAAGAAAACCUCUAUCAGUUUAUAUUUAAAACCAUAUUAAAUAAUAUUAAUAAACAACAGCAUCAAAACCAACAAUAUUUCCCAAAUGAUGACGAUAACUUACAAGAUGAAUUAAAUGAAUUUAGUGAAAGAAAAAUAGAUAACGAUAUUAUAUCACUAUUACAAAGAAUAAUAACAUCAAAUGAAAGUGUAUGGAAUUGGGUACAUUUUUUUAACUAUCUACUAAAAGAUAAUAGUAAUAAUAGUAACAAUAGUAAUAAUGGCAAUAAUAAUAAUUUAUUUAUAUUACAAUUAAAUAAAGAAUUACAAAUCGAACUAUUAAAUUGGUUUUUAACAUUAUUAAGAUGUGUAAAUAAUGAAAACUCACCAUCCAAUACUAUGAAAAUUCCAAUAUAUCAUUUAAAGAAUUUAAUAAUAAAAUCAUAUUUAAAAAAUAAUAAAGGCUAUUCAAUUUAUAAAGAAGAUUAUUUAUUCAGUUUUAUAAUAGACUCAAUCUUAUCAGAUAUAGACUUUUUAAUAGAUAGUAAUCAAAACAAUAAUAAUAGCAAUAAUAGUAGUAGUAUUGAUAUUGGUGUUGAAGAGGAAAAUUUUCAACAAAUAGAAUCAAUUGGUAUUUAUUAUCCAUUCACUGUAACAUUUGAUAAAGAGUUUAACAAAUUUAUUGGUGAAAAACUUAAUAAGCUAAAUAUAGAAAUGAAUGAAAGAGAAGAUAAGGAAAUGAAAAAACAAGACGAAAACAAAAUGAACGUUGAUCAAGAGGUCGCUGAACAACAAUACAACUACUAUAGUAACGCAAUUAAAGAAAUAAUAGACACAGAGUUUGGUAAUAAUAGAAUAUCAUCUUUUCUAAACAACACGGAUCAAUGUGACCAAAACCCAUAUAGACAUCAAGAUUUGACACCAAAGAAUUCCAGAACAGAGCAGCACCUUUUAAAUGACAAACUAUUGACCAAUAUAAAUGAUUUAAUGCUGGAUGAUAAAGAAUUUUAUCAAUUUAAUAAUCAUAAGCAAGAUGAUUUACAUUUACAAGAUUGGUCAGUUCAGUUCCAAACAUUAAUACCAGAGUUUAAUAAUAUAAACAUGGACAUUGAAUCAAUGCUUACAAAAGGUAUUACCACAGAGUCAGAGCCAAAAGAAAGAAUACCAUCAGUAAAUAAGACCUCUUCUCAUCAAGAAGAGUAUGAAGAUCAUAUUGCAUCAUCACCAUCAUUAGACAAACAAAUGGAGACAAAGCAAUCAAUAACUGAAUCAUUAGAGUCAACAUCUAUUAGAAAAUUACAAAAUGAAGAGAUCACAUCAAUCAUUGCAAUCAAAGAUUUUAUUAGAAAUGAUAAUAAUACAAAUAAUAAUCUUGGAAAUCUUCUUGAACCAUUACUUUUAAUUAGUGAUGUUGGUGAAGCUAUAAAACUUUUAGAGGCAAAUACCUACAGUGAAGAUCAAUUUGUUCAGUUUAUAUCAACAAUUAUAUCAUUGGAUUUUAGCUUUUUAUCACUAUCCCAGUUUUUUUCAUCUUUACUUUUACCAAAAGCGUUGGAUGUUAAAAAUAAAAGCGAAAGAAUGUUUUUAGAUCUACUCGGUAGUUGUUUUAAGCAACAUCACACAGCAUUCAUUGGGUCAUUCAUGGUUCCGCUAAUAGUUAGAAAUGAAGAAUUUCAAGCACCUCAAAAAGAAAUUAUAAUCAAACUACUUCAAAUUAAGGACAUUGAUAGCACUGUUAAAAUCCAAUUUGUUUCAUCAUUAUUGGUUGCAAUUCAAAAAAAUCAACAUUUUAUUUGGAAUGAAUCAGUUAUUUGGAUUUUUACAACUAUAAUACAAUUAAAACUUUUAUUAAACGAAAAAAUAUUUUCAGAUUUAUUUGAGGUUUUAACGAUAGCUUCAAAACCAUUGUCGAAAAACCAAAAAUUUGCCACCUUAAUGCUAACUACUAUAUCAAGUUAUCAAAAAAAUAUUAAAGAAUUUGUACCUAAAAUUGAACAACUGUUAUUAAAUAUGCAGAUUAAUGUAAAGGGUUCGUUAAAUCUUUUAGAGAAAAUAAAAAACUCUUAA
Messenger RNA from Dictyostelium purpureum, 2055 nucleotides. RefSeq lists its product as uncharacterized. Lineage: Eukaryota; Evosea; Eumycetozoa; Dictyosteliales; Dictyosteliaceae. Gene Ontology annotation, cellular component: Fanconi anaemia nuclear complex. Gene Ontology annotation, biological process: interstrand cross-link repair. The transcript is spliced from 2 exons. The record is from RefSeq and is a predicted model, not a curated record. The coding region runs from base 1 to 2055 and encodes 684 amino acids.